Molecule: messenger RNA, 1336 nt
Organism: Aspergillus steynii IBT 23096
Lineage: Eukaryota; Fungi; Ascomycota; Eurotiomycetes; Eurotiales; Aspergillaceae
Product: MSF1 domain protein
Exons: 1
Coding region: 112-933 (273 amino acids)
Biological process (GO): phospholipid transport
Cellular component (GO): mitochondrial intermembrane space
Molecular function (GO): phosphatidic acid transfer activity
Source: RefSeq, a predicted model, not a curated record
UGCGCAGACGAGCACCCAGCAGUUCAGACCAUCCCCAUCAUCCCACCGCCACUGCAGCUUCAUCCCUCCCCAGAAUCCCAUUCUACACGCUUUCUAUAUGCCUCUGCAACAAUGAAGUUCUUCGAGAAUGUGUUCACCUACGACUACUCCUUCCCUGCCGUCUCUUUAGCCUACUUCCUCCGCUAUCCGAACCCGUAUUCUCGCCAUGUCCUUACGACCGACGUUAUUGAUCGAUACGUUGACCCCAAAACCGAGCGCCUUCACACAACGCGUCUCCAUCUGAAGAAAUCCAAGGUUCCGUCGGGUAUCCUCAAAUUGCUGCCGAAAGGCAUGGGAGGCUCGGAUCACUCCGGCCAAAGUUAUAUCCUGGAAAACACCGUCGUUGACGCCAAGGAGGGCUGGAUGGAAACGGAAUCACGCAACAUGGAAUGGACUGGCAUCCUGAGUGUCGUCGAGAAGCAGGUCUAUCAGCGCCAAUCGAUUGAGGGGGCGCUUGAAAACCUGCAGGGACUGUCUCUCGACGACAAGAUCAGUGAGCAGACGACGGUCAAGACAACGGUCACGUUCCGGUCCCGACUUGGACAGGGAAAGCUCCUGGGAAACAAGAAACGAGCUGAACACAGUGUUGAUCACGCCGGUGAUGCCGAUGAGGAGGCUCCGAAGAAGGGUUUUUUCUCGUCAUUAUCAACGGCCGGCAUUCAGCGAACAAUUGAGCUCAUCGGUGUCAACAGAACCCGAGAUGCCGUGCUCAAAAGCAAGCAGGGCAUGAACGUUGUGCUGGAACGCCUGCGAAAUGGCGGAAUUGUUGGUGUUCUCGAGGGAAUGCGCCAGGAUCGCGAGGCAGCCUUUGGCGGAGAAGGUCCCUGGAAGCGCGUCUGGCUCCGGGGCAAUGGCCUCAAGGACCAUGCGCAUAUGGAUGACGACGACAACUGAACAUGGCUUAAUGCUAAUAGAGCGAAUCUGCAGAGAACUAUUUGUGCAAUCUUCGAGCGCGGUGUUAUGGCGUUUUGGUUUUAUCACGGACACUCUCCUACAUCUUGACAUGACUUAUUAGCCAUCGCUGUCAGUUUAUGCCGACAGCCUCAUUGUCAUGCUGCAUUUCUUCACUCUGAUUUUUUAUUUUAUCUUUUGUUUUGGUUUGACCCUACUCCUGUCUCCUUUUGUUGAUCGUGUACUCAAGAGGGAACAAAAUUGCUUGUAUAUUAGGAAAAAAGAAGGACGGUCGACUGAAAGUUCACAUGGUGGUGACAACUGUACUAUAUAUAUUGGAAAGUCAAGGAAGACCAAGGGGUUGGUUUCAUUUCAUCAAUUUUUUCUUCUCUUAGGAAUCAAAAAC